AUGGCUGGCGGCAAAGCGGGUAAAGACUCCGGCAAGGCGAAGACGAAAGCGGUUUUCCGCUCGCAGCGAGCCGGGCUGCAGUUCCCCGUCGGUCGGAUCCAUCGGCACCUGAAGUCCAGGACCACCAGCCAUGGCCGGGUGGGCGCCACGGCGGCGGUUUACAGCGCGGCCAUUCUGGAAUACCUGACCGCCGAGGUACUGGAGCUUGCAGGAAAUGCAUCCAAAGACUUGAAGGUGAAGCGCAUUACCCCUCGCCACAUGCAGCUUGCCAUUUGAGGAGAUGAAGAGUUGGAUUCCUUAAUCAAAGCUACCAUUGCUGGUGGUGGUGUUAUUCCUCACAUUCAUAAAUCCCUGAUUGGCAAAAAGGGAC
Molecule: messenger RNA, 370 nt
Organism: Carcharodon carcharias (great white shark)
Lineage: Eukaryota; Metazoa; Chordata; Chondrichthyes; Lamniformes; Lamnidae
Product: histone H2A.Z-like
Exons: 1
Coding region: 1-276 (91 amino acids)
Cellular component (GO): nucleosome
Molecular function (GO): protein heterodimerization activity; DNA binding; structural constituent of chromatin
Source: RefSeq, a predicted model, not a curated record